UAGAGUUAGAACUCAUUUCUCCAUUUCUCACUCCAAUUGGUAAUCAAGACCAGAAUUUGAAGCAUCAAACACUCUCAUUAAAGAUCCCAAAAGCUGUUUGUGCAAAUUGGGUUCAAGGUAGAGACCUUCCUUAUAAAUGGCUGAGAUAGUAGAAGCAGAUAAUUACGAAGGCAUAAUCACCAGAAUCGAACACAAGUCUCGCAAGAUCGAAAGCUUACUCAAACAGUAUAAACCAGUUGAAGCUCUUAAAACAGCUCUAGAAGGAUCACCUCCCAAGACCAAGGAUGAAAGAUGCAAGUCUGCUAAUUGGAUUGUAGUGCAUAGGGCUAUAAUGGCUAUCAAGGAUGUGGAUAGCUUGUUCUCUGCAUUGGAUCCUGAGUACUAUGAUAUUCUCAUGAAGUACUUGUAUAGAGGUUUGUCUACUGGAGACCGACCAACAUGUGACCAAUGCCUAAGGAUCCAUGAGAAACUGACUGAAAAAGCUGGUUUGGGAUGCAUACUGCGUUGUCUUGCUGACACUGUGAAUACUGUGUGACCGAUACCUGUUUACUAAAGCUGGAUGAACACACAAUACUGUAGCAAUUUAUGGAAAAAAGGUCAUCACUACAGAUGAAUGUUUACUUCGGAAUUGCACUUGAUAUGUCUUUGCAUUUCGAUUGAAGUUGAGAUUGAGUUUAGCUUAUUUUUCAAAGGGCUGUGCUUCCUCUCUUUAAGUCUGUAUUACAACAACAACAACAUACCCAGUGUAAUCUCACAAGUGGGGUCUGGGGAGGGUAGAUUGUAUGCAGACCUUACCUCUACCUUGGGAGGUAGAGAGGCUGUUUCUUUAAGUCUCUGUUCUUCUCGAUAUAUAUCAUAUGAACUGUACCAAGGCAAUUUGAGAUUUCUGCCAUCCUUUUUGUUUCAUA
Messenger RNA from Lycium ferocissimum, 908 nucleotides. Its product is annotated as actin-related protein 2/3 complex subunit 5A. Gene Ontology annotation, cellular component: actin cytoskeleton; cytoplasm; Arp2/3 protein complex. Gene Ontology annotation, molecular function: actin filament binding. Gene Ontology annotation, biological process: Arp2/3 complex-mediated actin nucleation; regulation of actin filament polymerization. The record is from RefSeq and is a predicted model, not a curated record. The coding region runs from base 137 to 535 and encodes 132 amino acids. Lineage: Eukaryota; Viridiplantae; Streptophyta; Magnoliopsida; Solanales; Solanaceae. The transcript has 4 exons.